AUGGAUCCUGCUGUUGUGGAGAAGGUCCUCCAGCUGCUGGAUCAGAAGUGCGAUGCUCUUUGCGCCGCGCCCUGUGAUGUGCUUGGGACAUCCGUUGAAGAUAUCUUCCUGAAUCUCACGGCCCACCAAACUGGUAGCGUCUCCCUAGAUAGCGCUGAGAGGUCCAUUUCAAGUUCAGACAUGCUCACGGGUGAUUCGUUGUUUGCGCGGCAGGCGGCCCUGCCCAGCUUAGCUGGUCCGACUAUGAUGAACCUGGCAACAAAUAUACUUUAUAAUCGGGCAUCAAACACUUCUGGGGACAUUGAACACCCGCCGAACCUCAUUUACGCGAGCUAUGCUGCUUUCCUUCAUCUUGCUUCGGGGACUCUGGUUGAUCUCAAGUGGGCGGCAUUCUUUGGGGCUGCUAUGGAUCGCGCGCUAAUAUCUUGUUUAGUUUGGCUUUCCCGUUCCAUCAUGCGAUUUGGAGGUCCCAUCCUCUACCUCUUGGUUUAUGGCUUUGUGCUGUUCGGUAUUCUCUUAUGGGUUGAUUAG
Messenger RNA from Suillus fuscotomentosus, 531 nucleotides. RefSeq lists its product as uncharacterized. The coding region runs from base 1 to 531 and encodes 176 amino acids. Lineage: Eukaryota; Fungi; Basidiomycota; Agaricomycetes; Boletales; Suillaceae. The transcript has 3 exons. The record is from RefSeq and is a predicted model, not a curated record.